Molecule: messenger RNA, 1255 nt
Organism: Xiphophorus couchianus (Monterrey platyfish)
Lineage: Eukaryota; Metazoa; Chordata; Actinopteri; Cyprinodontiformes; Poeciliidae
Gene: hbegfa
Product: heparin-binding EGF-like growth factor a
Exons: 6
Coding region: 280-990 (236 amino acids)
Biological process (GO): epidermal growth factor receptor signaling pathway; positive regulation of cell population proliferation
Molecular function (GO): epidermal growth factor receptor binding; growth factor activity
Source: RefSeq, a predicted model, not a curated record
GCAGGAGGAAGAGGAGGAGUUGCGUACAGCCCUUAUUACUACCGUGCCUCAGUCCUGCCCUCGACAGCCGAGUCGCUCCGACCUCCAAAUCACAUCUAGAGCUCCCGAACAGGCGGAAUUAACCUCAAAAGACUAAAAAAAAGAAACUAUCAACAAAAAAAACCAAAAAAAAAAACCAAGACAUCCACGGGGGAAAAGUUUGAGAACAAAGGAUAUUUACUGGAAUACAACAAAUCUAAACGCGCCGCUAAUUUUCAUUUUGUUGGAAUAUUUGACACCAUGAGGAUUUUCCCCGUUGUGCUCCUGCUUGUUCACAGCUUGGUUGUGUCCAGACUGGCCAGUGGGGCUGCAGUCGAUCGGCAUGAGGGCGACAGGCAGCGGCACACGUCUGUCUUCAACCUCUUAGACACAACCAGGGACCGGAGGGCUGAGGAGGAGCGCACAGGUGCCACAAUAGUGCAGCAUGGCCAGGAAGGCAAGGAAGAGGAGGAGGAUGAUGGAUAUUAUUACGAUGAUGAGUCUGAAGACGAAAUGUCUGGAGACUAUGACAUGGAUCUGCCACGAGUCGCCAUGUCAAGCAAACCCAAAGACCCAUCAUCCCUCCCGGAGCCCCGAAACACAGAAGAAACUCAAAGAAGAGGAAAGGGAAUAAAGAAAGGGAAAGGCAAGGGAAAGAAGAGGAAUCCAUGUCUGAAAAAGUACAAGGACUUUUGCAUUCAUGGCACCUGCCUGUACCUGAGGGAACUCCGUGCCCCAUCUUGUGUCUGCCAUCCAGAUUACUCUGGCGAAAGGUGCCAGUUAUUUACGCUGCCUGUCCAUACCCCGGAGGGCUACAGCAGGACCACGGCUUUAGCAGUGAUAGCUGUGGUGCUUUCAUCCGUUUGCCUCACCAUCAUCGGCCUCUUAUUAAUGCUAAGGUUUCACAAGCGUGGAGCGUAUGAUGUAGAGAGCGAGGAGAAGGUGAAGUUGGGGCUGGCGUCCAACAACUGAAACCACAAACAGAGGCAUAAAUGCAGAAAUUCUACCUCAAACUGGAAAAACAGAAGCGUACUGCAACGGGAGGUCCAGGAGGAAACAUGAACGUAUGCGGAGAUGGGAGCUGAGCGCGCUCAGAUGGAUGUUCGAUAUCUGGUCAGCUGUGGCCGACCGGAUCGGUAUCCCCUCAGGCGUCCACUAGAGUAGGGGGCAUCUUCCAGGAAGCGAAAUACAGAACGGCUUAGAAGAUGGACUGAAGAUGGGAUCGGCAGGAAGAAAA